Messenger RNA from Styela clava, 700 nucleotides. Lineage: Eukaryota; Metazoa; Chordata; Ascidiacea; Stolidobranchia; Styelidae. The record is from RefSeq and is a predicted model, not a curated record.
UUCACAACAAUGACGUCUUCUAGAACAAGCUUUUAAAAUUUAAUAACGGGUUAAAAUUGAAUGUAGAAGCCACAGGCUUCAGCCUCUCUUGCCCAAUGGUACAUUCGGGCCUGUUUGUAGAUUAAAUUUAUGUAAGAUGUUCAAUGUGAUUUCAAUGCAACGAACAGAAUUAAAAAAGCAACUACCGAAUAAAAUGAAAGUAAUUGUUGCGGGUUUCUCGAAAACUGGUACAAACACUAUGGCGACUGCUCUUGGAAUUCUUGGAUAUUCUGUCUAUCACUGGGAGGAUCAUUUUAUACAUUUGGAGAAAGAGUGGUUAAAAAUAUUGAACGAAGGCGGAAGAACAGAAGAUUUCUAUCGCAUGUAUAAAAAUGUUGACGCGGCUGCUGGAAUUCCAUUUUCUAUGUUUUGGGAAGAAAUUUCAGAAGCGUUUCCUGAAGCCAAACGAUCAAGUGAGGAUGAAUGGGAAGAAAGUGCUAUAAAUCAGUUGAAAAAGUUUAAUAAAGAUUGGAAAUUCCGAUUGCUUCCAAUCUUUUCUUACACUGGAUACAAAUUUUUUAAUUAUCUUGUGGUUAUCAAUCGAGUUGUUUAUGGCAACCAUAGUGUUCUGCCAUGGAAUUUUUGUAAUGCUAUAAGUCCCACUGUUGCCAGAAAAAGAUAUCGGGAUCAUUGCUGUUCUGUUUUGACGGCAAGUGAAUAG